UGACGAAUGGGAGGCGAGAGCAGCUCAUAAAGGCGGCGGAGGGGACCCGUGCCAGGAGCACUUCAAAGCAGCAGAAGAAGAAGUAGAAGACGCCAAACGAGAAGAAGCACAUCUAGACUUUCUGGUGAUGGAGAGCAUGCGUCUGGUCUUUCUUCUGUCCGUCUGCCUGUCCACGCUGACGUCCUUCUGUGAGGGUCAAAGGUCGGCCGACGCUCAGGUUCCGGCCGCCGCGCCCGAUGAUCCCAUCCUGGGACUGGCCAAGGUGGACCUGGCAGAGGCGCUGCAGGCUUUCGUGGACGAGGCGGAAAGCAGAGUGGGCCUCUCGGUGGAGAAGAAGGCCAGCGUCAUCCCGCGGUGUGAUGUUGGCGAGCGCUGCGCGAUGAAACAUGGGCCCCGAUUUGGCCGACUGUGCGACUGUCUGCGGGGGGCGGCGUGCAACACCUUCUUCCUGCGCUGCUACUGAGGGCACCCAAAACCUUCUUGACCCAUUGUUUGAACUCAAAUGUGUCCUUGUUGUCCUUUGUCAAAUAAAUGUUGUUCCCCACUUCCACUGUAAGACAUCUAAACGCUCAUACAGGACAAUAAACAUGUCCAAUAUGUCUUUGUCUUUGUCCAUUCACCAUGCAGCCGCUUCUGUGAGUCACUAAUCAAUGUGCAGGGUUAUGUCUGGCUUUGGGUACCUUACUUCCAGGCCUGGUCACCCACUAAGGUACCCAAAAAGGUCGCAAAUUGCGUCCCUUUGUGUCGCUUUGUUGCGAGAAUAUUUUUGGCAAUCACAAGUUGAUCGUCCAAUCAAAGGCGAGCGCGCUG
Nerophis lumbriciformis (worm pipefish) is the source of this 810-nucleotide messenger RNA. RefSeq names its product cocaine- and amphetamine-regulated transcript 4 (gene cart4). The record is from RefSeq and is a predicted model, not a curated record. Gene Ontology annotation, biological process: positive regulation of MAPK cascade; adult feeding behavior; G protein-coupled receptor signaling pathway. NCBI's taxonomy places the organism in Eukaryota, Metazoa, Chordata, Actinopteri, Syngnathiformes, Syngnathidae. Gene Ontology annotation, molecular function: neuropeptide hormone activity.